AUGUCUGCCGGAUUGCCUUUUCUGCAUAAGCAGCGCAAGCCCACGCUCCUGGAAUGGGCUCAUAUCACCGACCUUCAGGACUAUGAGAACAUGACCAAGCCCGACCUCGCCACCGCGCUUGAUUCGCAUCUCCAGCUUAACCAAUCUAUCUUCGACAAUGACCCCCGCCUAGAAGAUUAUUACCGACGUUUGUCGGGUUCUCCGCGCUUUCUGUCGCCUGCCAAGCAUUCGCCUAUCAAGACUUCGCCGACGAAGAGAGCGCCCAAGGUCGAGGCCUCCCUGUCGGCAGAUGAAGCUCCCAAGUCUACGCGCAAGAGGACCGCCAAGUCCAAGGCGGAGUCUGUGCAAACGGAUGACUCAGAUGUUCCUCAGACUCCCGGUCAGAUGUUGGUAAGCGUCCAGCCCCCGUUGUCCUCCUUGGCAGCGGCGCUUCCGCCCUCGCCUGCGGUGGUGACUGAUGUGAUUGAUCGCCAAACGGCCGCGUGGAGUAAGAACCUCAAGGAAUUGUGGGAUGCUUUGGGAGUGCAGGAGCAGUCGGAUUCGCUGCGCUCGAGCCUGAGCAGCGUCAAAACGAUUGGAGCCUUGCUGUGGGGAAUUGAAACUUUCGGUGUCUUGCGGCUGUUGUUCCCUCUGAGACCGUUGGCCCGCGUGCCCGCUGCUGAAGCGGUUUAUUUGCCGGCCUUCACGCUCUCGGCUCCUGAUGUCUUCGUUCUGGUUGAGAGCACCUUCUGGACUGCUUUUUGCGGGUGGCUUUUCACCAGUUUGAUUGUUCCCUUGACAGUCGCAUACUUCUUCAACCUCAGCUUGCAGGCGUCUCAAGCCGGUGGGCCGGCGGCUAACACCCGGCGCCAGCGGGCAGCGGCGCAGCUCGCCAGCUUCGAUCCUCUGACCUUCCACAUUGCCAAGGCGCUCAUUGGGUACCUUGUUUACACAGGGAAGUUCACCUUUUGGGGCCUCUUCCAUGAGGCCGCUAUCGAGGACAUCAACAGUGCUAUUCCGGGCCACUGGCCCGGGGUCAUCACUGGUUCGGCGAUCGGCGUGAUCACGACUCUAUAUGAAGCUAUUCUGAGGAGGUAG
Messenger RNA from Aspergillus homomorphus CBS 101889, 1077 nucleotides. RefSeq lists its product as uncharacterized. The coding region runs from base 1 to 1077 and encodes 358 amino acids. NCBI's taxonomy places the organism in Eukaryota, Fungi, Ascomycota, Eurotiomycetes, Eurotiales, Aspergillaceae. The record is from RefSeq and is a predicted model, not a curated record. Gene Ontology annotation, cellular component: membrane. The transcript is spliced from 3 exons.